Messenger RNA from Morchella importuna, 546 nucleotides. RefSeq lists its product as uncharacterized. The coding region runs from base 1 to 546 and encodes 181 amino acids. The record is from RefSeq and is a predicted model, not a curated record. Lineage: Eukaryota; Fungi; Ascomycota; Pezizomycetes; Pezizales; Morchellaceae. The transcript is spliced from 3 exons.
AUGUCUACUCAAGGCGAGAUUACUGGAUCGGAUCCUGCAUGGACGGAGAACCCAUUUGAUAAUAUCCCAGUCGAGAUUAUCAAAUUGGUUGCUGAUUCGGCCGAGGGACCCGAGCACAAUGCGGCCCUAGGUUUGUGUAGCCAAGAUCUGGAAUCAAUUCUUUCAACAAAGUUUACGAAGCCAGAGGCAACUGUCUAUGUUGCGGUCUGCAGCUUCGAAAGGAAUCUCAUACUGAGAGUCAUCUGGAAGAACGGACGUGGAUCGAUGAUUCGUGGACUCACCCAUGAGGCCUACGACUGUCAAUACGCACUCGACAUCGUCGCCGACGCGAAUCUUGCCUUCAGGAACCAAAAUGUAACGGAGAUGUUACUACCCAUCCUCAAUGGAAUGGCAGUCGACGCCUUGCCGUACACCUGUCUAUAUGCGAAUACGAAUCCGGAAAUCUCCGCUGCACUGCUUCCCUACAUCCCGGACCAUCUCCGCGCCGACGCCUGCACAUCCGAAGUCGAGAAUGCAGUCACCUCCGGAAAGGUCGGCGUUCUAUAA